UGUUUUCUUAAAAUGAUUGAGUGGUAAAUAUAAACGAAUCUAAACAUUAAUUUGAAAUGAGUUAUAUUCAGUACGGGUUAAUUUACUCAGCAUCCAAUAUGUCUGCGCCCAUGUCAGCAUGAAAAUCGUCGUAGGCCUAUUUUGAUCAAAAUGGUACACAGAGAAACAUAGAUGGUCAGAAUAUGAGUUGUAAAGAACAGCAAGAGGAGGAGCUGGAGGUCCUCCAUUCUAUCUAUGAGGGAGAUGACAACUUUAAAGAAGUCAGUCUGACCACUUUUCAGUAUAAGUACGGAGCGGAAGGAUCAUUCCAGUCUUUUAACGUGGAGGUUGUGUGGGGUGAGGACUACCCCGAGAUCCCACCCCAGGUCAAUCUGGACACAUUCUACAACAAGCACAUAUACAAUAAUGUGAAGAGUAAGAUUAAUGAAGGACUCCAAGAACAGAUCCCUGACCUGUUGGGCUGUGCUAUGACCUACACACUGUUUGAGUGGGUCAAGGAGAAUUAUGAUGACCUUGUUGCCGAGCAACCAGAAUCCCAGCCAGUCACACAGGUUACUGAAGAGAAAACUGUUGUGGUAGAAGUGGCAAAGAAAAAGGAGAAAAAGGAACAGUUAACUAAGAACCAAAAACGCAAAAUCUUUGAUCGACUGGACGCCUCGGGGGAGAGGCCUCGGGGAUGGGACUGGGUCGACGUUAUACGGCACCUCUCACAAACUGGGUCACAAAACUAGACAACUAUAUAAACUAGAAAGUCCACUGGACAUUUUGGUGCUUGGGGAAUUGUUGAUAGGUUUGGGAUGGGGGAAAUGAAACAGUUGAUAUAUCUAUAUUGAAAGGAGUGUACGGUCUUUGUGUCAUUAUGAUGUUUUGUUUAUUUUUUGUCCUGUAAACACUCUGGUGUAUGUACGAAAUACAAUAAAAUCAACUAAAAACUC
Magallana angulata is the source of this 935-nucleotide messenger RNA. Its product is annotated as RWD domain-containing protein 4-like. Lineage: Eukaryota; Metazoa; Mollusca; Bivalvia; Ostreida; Ostreidae. The record is from RefSeq and is a predicted model, not a curated record. Bases 183 to 731 code for a protein of 182 amino acids. The transcript is spliced from 7 exons. Gene Ontology annotation, molecular function: protein binding.